AUGUAUGCGAACGUCCAGAUCCCCUAUAGCCAGGUCCAUGCCCUCGGCAACAUCCUCCUCGCUGCACGAUCAGGCCAACUGCACACCUACAGCCUCACCGAUGGCAAGCUCAUCUCGACAUGGAAGCACCCCGACGUGGAAAAGGUCGCCGAGGCUGUGAAUCGAGUUGCGGAGGAGAGAGAGGUGGCAUUGGCGACUGGAGCUGGUGAGGACGCCUACAUGGCAGACGACGACAAGGACGAGCCACCAGCAAAGCGCCAAAAGAUGCUCAGCGAGGAAGAGUCCAGUGUAUUCAUUACAACAGAUAUGCCACCAGCGGAUGCAGUCGACGGAGAGUCAUCCAGCAAAGGCCAGAAAGGCAAGGGGAAGGAUAAGGCAAGCCGGAGCCGCGUGCGGGUGGAGGGACGCGCAAAAGUGCCGGAUCGGCCAUCGAUUACGCACCUCACGAGCACGCCUGACAAUAAGCAUGUCAUUGCCGUCACUGGUCAUGAUAAGGCUCUUUGGGUGUUUGAGCAUGACGGCCAAGGCAACCUCAAGGAGCUCAGCUCAAGGGUCAUGCCCAAACGGCCAAGCUCCAUUGUCGUCGGACCUGACUCCGCGAUUAUCUGCGCCGACAAGUUUGGCGAUGUGUAUUCUCUGCCUCUUGCCCCUGACCCCAACUGGAAGGCGCCAGUCGUCGCAAAGACGGUCACGGAGACCCCUAUUGAAGCCAACGAGUUCACUGUGCAUUCGAGGAGGAACCGAAGAGCUUUGGAAUCUCAGCAACUACAAGCAAAGAAGAAACCAAACAAUGAGCAGGACAAGGCCACAGACGCUCCCGCAUUCGAGCUCACGUUGCUGCUUGGCCAUGUCUCGCUACUGACGGCCCUUCUCGUAGCUGAGCGCGAGGGCAGAAAGUACAUAAUCACAGCAGACAGGGACGAGCACAUUCGCGUAUCGCGGUACAUCCCCCAAGCUCAUAUCAUUGAAGGGUUUUGCUUGGGACACAAGGAUUUCAUUGGCGAUUUGGUCAUUCCUGAACAGCGGAGUGACAUCCUUAUUUCAGGCGGCGGAGAGAACGAGCUGUUUGUCUGGGACUGGCUGGCAGGGAAUCUGGCCUCCACAGCAAGCGUCCUGAAUUUGGCCCAACAGAUUGACUCGACAAUCACCGAGGUUGCUGUCAGCGGUCUGCAUUCGCUGGUCUAUCCGUCCGAGUCAGGAAAAUUGACCUACGUUCUGGCGAUCUGCGAAGGGAUCAAAGCAAUCUUCUCCUGGCUUUUGACAGACGACAACAGGCUCAACCACCCUGGGGUUAUCCAGCUACCCGGUAACCCUCUCGACCUCGAGAUCUCUCCUGUGGAGGGUGAUCCGCCAAAGAUUGUCGCCGCAAUGGACCCAGGAGCGGCAAACCCUGCAAACUCAAUCAACAUCUUUACACUCAACAUGAACGAGGAGCGGCUAUCGGUGGAUGACAUCAUGACGGUUGAAGAAAACAGCGUGAAGACGUCAGAUAUUGAGGCGACCGAGGAUGUUGUGCGUGGUCUAUUAUACAACGUGGAAUAUCUACGCAAGAAACGAGGCGGCGGCGAGGAUGGGGAAGGCGGUGAUGCUCCUGCGACUGAGUUCUUUGGUAGCUCUCAAAACGACGAGAUACUAUACGUUCAGAGCGACGUCACGGCACUGUCUGAUGAGGCAAACGAAUCUCAAUACGACAGCCAAGAAGAAACAGAGGCCGACGAUAAGGAAGAGGGAGACAUGCUUGACGAGCGCCGUCAUGACCGAGAACUAUCGAGCAAGAUUGACGAUCCAGAAUUUCCGGCCUACAGCGGUAGAACUCAAGAAGACUACGUGACAUACGCGUGCCUGGAAGCGAUGUGGGAGAAUGUGCGUGACUACCUGGGCCGCGAGGAACGCGACACCUUCUUCGCACUUGUUCCCAUGAGCAACAAGUGCAAGACGAAGAGUGUGCUAUACGCUCACCGAAUCCACCGAGCCAUCGUGAUGGACCCCAGCACAUUCAACUGCGCACACUACCUCGUGCUCAAGGUCAUGUUUGGCCUGGAGGCUUGCAUGCGGCAGUCCUGGUGGUCCAUAUUCAAGAAGAAGCAUCCCCAACAAGCAGCGGAAGACGAAGAAGCGGCGGCCGAAAAGAAGGAGGCGGAGAGGAUGGCCUCUCGGACGCGCAGCUCAGCUGCCAGGGCAGCAUCUACCCUCAGGACACCAAGGUCCAUGUCGAAACAACACCUCACGAGCAAGAUUAUUCAAGGCACUGGAAGCCCAAUCCAACGCUCCAGUCAGUCUCGGCCCAUCAGUCGGGGACUUUCGCUCGACGUCUUCGCGGCCAACCGCUACACCUCACUCACGCCCUCUUUCUCCGCGCGCAGGGGUAGCCACGCGCCUGCUAGGGUCAACCGUCUCCUCAACUUUCGACAGCAGGAGACAAAACCGCCAACACAGACAAACACGACUGACGUGGCCGAGUUGCAGGCUCGGGUCUCGCAGCUGGAGCUGGAGAAUGCGCAGAGCGUCGCUAGAGUGCGCGAAUUGGAAGAGGCCCUGGAUUCUUUUAGGUUGUUUGCCGCUGAGCUCAGCACACUCUUGGACACAACUCCAGAGCAGCAAGACUGA
This is a messenger RNA of Emericellopsis cladophorae, 2607 nucleotides long. RefSeq lists its product as uncharacterized. Bases 1 to 2607 code for a protein of 868 amino acids. The transcript has 4 exons. NCBI's taxonomy places the organism in Eukaryota, Fungi, Ascomycota, Sordariomycetes, Hypocreales, Bionectriaceae. Gene Ontology annotation, biological process: RNA (guanine-N7)-methylation. Gene Ontology annotation, cellular component: tRNA methyltransferase complex; cytosol; nucleus. The record is from RefSeq and is a predicted model, not a curated record. Gene Ontology annotation, molecular function: tRNA (guanine(46)-N7)-methyltransferase activity; protein binding.